AUGUACAUUUAUAUUGGAAUAGGUGUUUCACUAAUUUUAUUAUACACUUUGGUGAUUAAACCAUUAAUCUCGCUUUUAUUGAUCAAAAUCAAAUUUGGAAAAUAGGCUAAAAUAAUUUUUUACCCAAUUGUUGGAGACAUUAUGGAAAUCGAAGGCUCUUUUAAAAAAUACAACGAUCAUUAUGAAUCCUUAAGAAGAUACUUUACAGAGAACAAAGACUUAAAAUUUAUUUUGUUAAAUGUCUUCAAAACUCCUCUCAUCCUAAUUGGAGACCCUGAAAUCAAUAAGAUGAUCCACCAAGAUCAUGAAAACUAUAAAAAAAUUGAUUUUUUAAACAAUAAUUCUCGUCUUAUGGGACAGGGUCUACUGUAUUAGUCUGGUUAGAAAUGGAAGAGCCAAAGAAAAUUAUUGGGAAAGCCUUUUGAUUAUGACAAAUUAAAAGCAAGAAUUCCAAUGAUGAAUUAAGUCGUCAAAUAAAAAUUGAAAAAUACUUAUAACAAUCCUUUAGAUUUAACCAGAUCUAUUGCAGGGGAAGUUGUAAUAUAGACAUUCUUUGGAUAAGAGGCCUAAAAUGCAUAACUUAAUAAUAGAGAGGCUCAAGCUGAAAUUGUCGAACUGUUUAAUGAUGUAGCAGAAGCAAUAUAUGGUUCAGUGUAUGGUUUUCUGAAAUGGAUGAUUUUGGGAGAAAAGCAAUGGAAGUUAUUUCCUAAUAAACUAGAAAGGGACAUCAAUAGAAGAAUAGAUGAACUUACUCAAUUUGCUAGAAAGGUUAUAGAUAAUAGGAUUACAAGCAUAAAGCAGGAAGGAUUUAAGAAAAAUUAAGAUGAUUUUGAUUUCUUGGAUAUUCAUUUAUAAGAAUUUUUAGGAUCUAAGAAUGAGAGUGGAAUCACCAAAGAUGAAAUAAUAUCUUAGUUUAUCACUUUAUUUUUUGCUGGAACUGAUACCACAUCGAGCGUUGCCGCUAUGUGUUUAUUUUAUUUAGCUUAAAAUCCAGAUGUUUAUGAUGCAUUGAUUAAGGAACUAGAGAAUGUAGUUGGUGAUGGUGAUGGUGAUGUUCUUGAUUAGCAUCUUCCAAAAUUAUAAGAAUUGAAUUCAUUCAUUUGGGAAGUAUUGAGAGUGAGAAAUCCAGCCAGUGGACCUUUAGUGAGAGUGGCUAAAUAAGACUUGGUGCUAAAAGAUUUGCAUAUCAAAAAAGGAUGGAUUUUAAUGCCAGCUAAUUUUGUGUAAUAAUAAACAGAUAAGUACUUUGAGAAUUUUAAAGAAUUUGAUCAUAAAAGAUUUUUGAAGGCAUAAGCGAUAAAAGAAGAUAAUGGUUAUGUUAAUAUUCCAUUUUCUGCAGGCCCUAGAAAUUGUAUUGGACAACAUAUGGCACUCAUGGAAAUUAAGAUUAUCUUAUGCCACAUUUUGAGAACUUUCAAAGUUAUCACAGUGCCAGAUAAGAUAAAGGAUUUAAAAUGGAGAGCCAAGUUUUUGUAUUUCUACGAACCUUUAGAUUGCAUAUAAUUAGUCAAAAAAUGA
Messenger RNA from Paramecium tetraurelia, 1518 nucleotides. RefSeq lists its product as uncharacterized. Gene Ontology annotation, molecular function: oxidoreductase activity, acting on paired donors, with incorporation or reduction of molecular oxygen; iron ion binding; heme binding. The transcript has 3 exons. NCBI's taxonomy places the organism in Eukaryota, Ciliophora, Oligohymenophorea, Peniculida, Parameciidae. The record is from RefSeq and is a predicted model, not a curated record.